CACGGGCAUUGUUCUGGCCUCCCGCCUACAAGACUCCGGAGCCGCGCCAGGCGCAGCGGCACAUGCGAGCCCUCUCCCUCUUGUUUCGCUGCGGCGGCCGGGACCGAAGCCAUCAGCCCACGCGUUGGCGUCGCCUCCAACGCGCGGCGUUUCCAAGCGCGGCCGCGGCAGCGAAGGCAUCGCUCCCGUUUGGCGUCUUCCGCGCCCGCGCUCCUCUUAAAGCUCCGCCCCCAGCGCGCGCCCGCUCCCGCCCACUUGACUUGAGCGAGCCAGCGAGCUGUUCUCCCGUGACCUCACUCACCUCCUCCGUCAGGGCCCGAGGCUGCGGGUAGGGUAGGCGACACCGGCGAGGCAAAUGGGCGCUGCCGCGGCGGAGGUGGUGGCGCCGAGGCCGCCGUCGGCGGCGGGCAAAAGGCGGUCCACCACGCUGAGGUUCCUGUUCGAGCUCGAGAAGCCGGACGGGCUGCUGCCCGGCACGGCCAAGCUCCCGCCGCCGUCGCCGGAGCCCGCGGCCGACAGCCUGAUCGACAAGAUCGCCUCGUGCCACCGCGUGUUCACGUUCGCCGCCGGCGCGGGCGAGAGCGACGAGGAGCGGGACGCGAAGCGGGACCGCCUCGUGGAGGUGCUCUGCGAAGUCCGGUCUGCGGGCGGCAAGCAGCGGGCGCUGGACCACCGCGUGAUGGUGGCGCUGCUGAGGAUGGUCGCCGCCAACCUGUUCCGGGCAAUGCCGCCGUCGGCGUACCCGCCGCUGCCGCCCGACGGCGUGGACGAGGACGCGCCGGCGAUGGUGCUGGCCCCGUCGUGGCCGCACCUCCAGGUGGUGUACGACAUCCUCCUCUCCGCGGUCACCGCCGCGGACGCCAAGGCGCUGCGCAACCACGUGGACCGCGCCUUCCUCUCGGGCCUCCUCGCGCUGUUCGGCUCCGAGGACCCCCGCGAGCGCGACCGGCUCAAGACCGUGUACCACCAGCUCUACUCCAAGCUCACCGGCGAGCGCGCCUUCAUGCGGCGCUCCAUGGCCGCCGCGCUCCUGCGGCUCGUCUACGAGGCGCCCGCCGCCGAGCGCCACUGCGGCGUCGCCGAGCUGCUGGAGAUCUGCGGCAGCAUCAUCAACGGCUUCGCCGUGCCGCUCAAGGAGGAGCACCGGGCGUUCCUGGCGCGCGUGCUGCUGCCGCUGCACCGCACGCGCUGGGCGCACACGUACCACCGCCAGCUCGCCUACUGCGUGCUCCAGUUCGUGCACAAGGAGCCGGGGCUCGCCGCCGCGGUCGUCACCGGCAUCCUGCGCCACUGGCCCGUCACCAACUGCCAGAAGGAGGUGCUGCUCAUCGAGGAGCUCGAGGAGAUUCUCGACGUGAUCGACCCCGACCAGUUCCAGAACCUGGCCGUGCCCGUCUGCUCGCGGAUCGCCCGCUGUGUCAGUAGCUGCAGCUCUCAGGUGGCGGAGCGGGCGCUGUACGUGUGGAACAACGAGCGGUUCCUGGAGCUGGCGACGUCGUCGCCGGGCGUGAUGGAGAAGAUCCUGCCGGCGUUCGUGGCGAGCGUGGAGGACAACCUGGAGCGGCACUGGAGCAAGUGCGUGCAGCAGGUGACGGCCAGCAUCAAGGCCCUGCUGGAGCAGGUGGCGCCCGACCUGUACGCCCGGUGCGCCGCCGACCUCGCCGCGCGGCGGUCCGAGGCCGAGGUCGCCGCCGCCGUGCGCGACGCCCGGUGGCGGAAGCUCGAGAUGGCCGCCGCCGGCGCCUUCUAAGUAGCCCGCGGCGGCGAAGCGUCCAGUGUACAUGCGUGCGUGGUGGCGAUGGCAGAGUGCCAGGAUUGAUGGCGGCGCCGCGUGCCAUCAAUCCUGGCACCGGCGCCGCGGCUGUAAGAGCGAGACCGUGUGUUGUGCAAGCGAAGUUUGUGCUCCCGUGAGACGAGA
Panicum virgatum (switchgrass) is the source of this 1918-nucleotide messenger RNA. RefSeq names its product serine/threonine protein phosphatase 2A 57 kDa regulatory subunit B' alpha isoform-like. Gene Ontology annotation, molecular function: protein phosphatase regulator activity. Gene Ontology annotation, cellular component: protein phosphatase type 2A complex. Bases 356 to 1750 code for a protein of 464 amino acids. Lineage: Eukaryota; Viridiplantae; Streptophyta; Magnoliopsida; Poales; Poaceae. Gene Ontology annotation, biological process: signal transduction. The transcript has 2 exons. The record is from RefSeq and is a predicted model, not a curated record.